Messenger RNA from Anopheles coustani, 1526 nucleotides. RefSeq names its product epidermal growth factor-like protein. Lineage: Eukaryota; Metazoa; Arthropoda; Insecta; Diptera; Culicidae. The record is from RefSeq and is a predicted model, not a curated record. The coding region runs from base 200 to 1384 and encodes 394 amino acids. The transcript is spliced from 4 exons.
ACGAUCGCAGCUCGUCGGAUAGCGUCAUCUUGUUGUAAACACUUGACCGUCGGACAGCUGCCGGCCAAGCACUCCCUCUAUCUGCGUUCUAAGCAAAGUUGAUAAAGCGUCGGACAGGGGCAGUGAAUUAAUCCUCCCGGAACCGUCUUAGCGCGCGGUCGAAGUUCUUUUGCAUAGUACGGCCGUUCUGCUUUUUCGAAUGGAAAGUUUCAAGUGGUGUCUGCUGGUGGCGGUAGCCCUGACGUGCCAGUUUGGGCUCGCCCUCGGCCAGGAAGGUGUGAAAACGUGGCGCAAAGGUGGCGGUAGUGUCGGUGGUGUUAAAGGUUCCCACGGUCCAAGCGAUCCGGCACUCAAUGGAAGUGUUGUACCGAUGGAAGUGAGGCCCGGCCAGAACCAGACUUCGAUGAGCCUGCACCGCUCGAAUGAUUCCGUCAGCGCAUUCGAUCGGUUCAUGAAUAAAACAAAGGGUGAAAUUCCGAGCGGAGUGUGCUUCGAGGAGAUACCGACGGUCUCACUACUGAAGGAUAAUCAUCGUGGGGACGUCCCACUUGGGAAUGGCUCCAAUCCAUCGCUGAGCCGCGUGCAGGUGUGUUGUCCCGGAUACGAGCGUAAUGUGCACAACUUCCGCAAGUGCGAACCGGUGUGCGUGGAACCCUGCCAGAACGGGCUCUGCGUUGGGCCGGAAACUUGCCAGUGUUACCCGGACUUUGUGGUGAACCAGCGAGGCCAAUGUGUACCGACAUGUCCGAUCGGAUGCGAUCAUGGAGUAUGCGAACCGGGAACGGGAGUAUGCCGUUGCAACGAGGGAUACGAGCUGGAGCAACCUGGCGGGAAGCUGUGCGUACCGAAGUGCACCGGAGGCUGCGGAGAGGGUCGCUGCGUCGACGUGGAGCGUUGUGAGUGUAAUCAUGGAUACGGUUUUGAUCCACAGCUUAAAUGCGCUCCAAAGUGCGAGCGAGGUUGCCUGGGUGGAACAUGCGUAGCGCCUAAUGUCUGCACGUGCAACGCUGGAUACGAGCAGACAGACACAGGCUGUGAACCCGUUUGUUCUAAUGGUUGUUUCCAUGGUGUAUGCACCGCACCGGAAACGUGCACCUGUAAGCCGGGCUACAAGAUGUCCACCGAUGGCCAAUGUACGGCGUCCUGCGAUCAGCCGUGCCUAAAUGGGGAGUGCACUGGACCGAACGUUUGCAGCUGCAAACGGGGAUACACCCUGGACGAAGUAAACCCUUUCCACUGCAUCCCACACUGUGCCAACGGAUGUCCCAACGGAGUUUGCUCCGGUCCGAACAUGUGCCUCUGUAACGCAGGAUACGUGAAGGACCGUUCGCUAAAAGGAAGUCAGGCCUGUGUGAAGCGCUACGAUACCGCAACGAAGUCGUAGGCAGGGAAUCCCGAUAACAGCACGACCAUAACGCAACCAUCUACCGUGCUUAAAUUCGUCGAGUAUGAUACACUCCUUGCGAAACUUUGCGGUCCAGAACGACUUUGUUUGAUAACGAUUAUCGCCAUGUGAAAUGCACUUU